Molecule: messenger RNA, 2574 nt
Organism: Populus euphratica (Euphrates poplar)
Lineage: Eukaryota; Viridiplantae; Streptophyta; Magnoliopsida; Malpighiales; Salicaceae
Gene: E2F1
Product: E2F transcription factor 1
Exons: 14
Coding region: 980-2200 (406 amino acids)
Biological process (GO): regulation of transcription by RNA polymerase II
Cellular component (GO): RNA polymerase II transcription regulator complex
Molecular function (GO): DNA-binding transcription factor activity, RNA polymerase II-specific; protein dimerization activity; RNA polymerase II cis-regulatory region sequence-specific DNA binding
Source: RefSeq, a predicted model, not a curated record
UUUAAUUUUAGUGGAUAUUUGAUUUUUUUGGCUAAUUUUGUGUUCUUGAAGUGGGUUUUGGAGAUGGGUUUGGUUAAGUUGUUGUGUUAGUGGGUUUUCUAGAGCUGAAUUGGUGUAUUUCACGUGUUUUUUGGGGUAAGGGGCUAAACUUUCUGCUUAAAAAUACUAUUUUUUCUAGUUUAUUUUGUUUGUGCUGAUUGGGAUUAGAUGCCCUCAGUAAUGGUUUCUAUUUUAAGGUUUUGUAAGAGUUUAAGUGCCUCUUACAUAAUCUUGGUGAGUUGCUGUCUUAAAAUUCACGUAUUAGGAUCCGUUGUUCAGGAGGUAGGAAGACGAGGGGAAGGGAGUAGAAAAGGAUGGUAAAAAGCUGGUGGUGAAUGAUACAAGUGGUAUAAUUCGGUGUGUGGUGUCUGGCUUGUGAUAGCAUACGGGGAAAUAUUAGGGACAUGUGGUAAAGAUUUGUAUCUAAGAUGUAAAUGGGACACGGUAAUGAUGCUUAAGUUUACUAGAGGAACAUUUAAAUUGUAGGAUUCAAUAACUUAAGUUUCCUUAUCAAUUUGUGUUGUUUCAAGUUAUGGUCCUAAAGUCAAGACAUUACACGCCUAACUGUUUGAUAAAUGAUGCCAAAGCUUUGAUGAGGGAAGUAGACCUUCUGUCAAGUUAAGUGGAUUUAUGGUUCCUUAACAUCUACUGCAAAAAGAGAUGAGUACUUUGCCUAAAUAAAAAAAAUGCUGCAUUUUGGUUGUUACUACAAAUGUUUUCUGAGAAGCUCUGACAUCUUAUUGUGAUGUAUAUGCCUGGUAAAAAUGGCUCGCAAUGUAGCAGUGCCAUUGAUUACUAUUUUUCCCACCAGGCUCUGAAAGUUGUCCUUGCCUAUUUUCCCUCUAAUCAAGGAUCUUUUGAUGCCUAUGAAGUUUCUGGAAGGCAGCAUGACUACGAGUCCAUUAUGAUGUAAUUUUGGAAGGAACGUGAUGCUUAUGCCAUGAGCUUGUUUCAAACAUUAAAGCGGAAGAGUGAUGCAGCAGAUCAUCAAGGUGAGUCCAGUGAGUGGAAUGCUGGUCAUGGAUAUAUGGAAGUAGUGACCAGCCCCCUGCAGACACCUGUAUCAGGAAAGGGGGGAAAGACACCCAAAACAUCAAGACUCUCAAAGAGCAGUAAAUCUGGAUCUCAGAGUGCUGCUGCUGCUCUUGGUUCUCCUGGAAAUAAUCUUACUCCAUCUGGUCCAUGUCGCUAUGACAGCUCUCUAGGUCUCUUGACUAAAAAAUUCAUCAAUUUGAUCAAACAUGCUGAAGAUGGCAUCCUUGAUCUUAAUAAAGCUGCUGAGACUUUAGAGGUUCAAAAAAGGCGGAUAUAUGACAUAACAAAUGUUCUAGAAGGAAUUGGUCUUAUAGAAAAGAAGCUCAAAAAUAGAAUUCAGUGGAAGGGACUUGAUGUAUCAAGGCCAGGGGAGGCGGAUGAUAAUAAUGUUGCUACUUUGCAGGCAGAAGUUGAAAACCUGACCAUGGAGGAACGCAGAUUAGAUGAACAAACAAGAGAAAUGCAAGAAAGAUUGAGGGACCUAAGUGAAGAUGAAAAUAAUCAAAAGUGGCUUUUUGUCACUGAGGAAGACAUCAAGAGCUUACCUGGCUUCCAGAAUGAAACCUUGAUAGCAAUUAAAGCUCCACAUGGUACCACUCUAGAAGUCCCAGAUCCCGAUGAGGCAGUUGAUUAUCCUCAGAGGAGAUACAGGAUAGUCCUUAGGAGUACAAUGGGCCCAAUAGAUGUUUAUCUUGUCAGUCAAUUUGAAGAGAAAAUUGAGGAUAUUCAAGGUGUUGAGCCACCUCCAAGCUAUCCAUCAACCUCAGGCUUCAAUGAAAAUCCAGCUAUUACAAUGACCAUGGAGGAGAGCAGAGGAAAGGAGGUUGAAAUGCAGGAACAAGAUGGUCAUAGAAUGUGCUCAGAACUUAACACCGCACAUGACUUUGUGAGUGGGAUCAUGAAGAUUGUUCCCUCAGAUGUUGAUAGUGAUGCAGAUUACUGGCUUUUAUCAGAUGCUGGUGUUAGCAUUACAGACAUGUGGCGUAACGAACCUGCGGUUGAAUGGAAUGACUUGGACACACUUCCUAAUGAUUAUGUCAUGCCAAAUGUCUGCCCACCACAGCCCCAGACUCCACCAUCUAAUCCAACAGAAGUGCCUCCCGGUACUAACACGACUGCUGGAUGAAAGGGAAAUGUUGGAGAAUCAAGUAAAAGAUAAAUGGCUUUUUUUGGGUCAAGAACCUAUGGCAACCACCCUCUGCCUUUACCGUUGUGAUAUUUUGGAGGUUAGAUCGAGGGUUCCUGCAAGCUACCAUAGCUCCAAAGAAACUAAAGCUUGCAGAGGUAGCUAGUUCAUUGUACAGCUUAAGUAAUAUACAUGAUACGUAUGAUUCUAGUGGCAAAUAAAGAAGGUAACUGACUUUUGAUCGAUUCUUGUAUAUUUCUCCGCUUCAUGGCUUUGUUGUAUUUAUAUCCGUUUAGGUGGCAAACUAUGUAAUAUAUAAUGCGAUGACAGUAUUCACUCCUGUUUAGAAACUCAAAAAUAGAUAUACUUUCUGA